AUGAGGUACCAACCUUACAUUUUUGAUCAAUUCCGUCAACCCGAUGGCCAAUGGGACCCUUCAGCAGCCCCAAAUCCUCCUACCGUUCCUGCUAGGGGUGUCAAGAGAAACACCCCAAGCGAAUUAUCGCAUUCAUAUGAAGAAUCUUCCUGGAUGGCACCACAAGCACUACCACAACAACAAAUGGAUAAUAAUGUAGUACACCAGUGCAAUUUACUUAUGCGGCAAAAUAAUAUGAAUACAAGUUCUCCCGAUGCCGUUAAUUUUAGAAAUCAAAUUGGUAAUAGCGAACAUGACGUUAAUGUUAAUAAUGUACAAAGUCCUUUGAGGUCCAGUUCAAAGUAUGCCUUUUCCUCGUGGUACCAUGGCAAGAUAUCUCGUGAUGAAGCUGAAAACUUAUUGCGUCCAAGGUCAGAUGGCCUGUUCCUAAUUAGAGAAUCCACAAACUUCCCUGGUGAUUACACCUUAUGCGUAUGUUUUCAAUCAAAAGUUGAACACUAUAGGGUAAAAUCGAAUAGCGAUAGGUUGACAAUCGAUGACGAGGAAUUUUUUGACAAUUUAGAGGAACUUAUAGAACACUACAAGAACGAUGCCGAUGGUUUAUGUACAAAAUUAGUGAAAACCUUGCCUAAAGAAAACGAAGCCUUAUAUUCCAAUACCAAGACAUCGGUGAUUAAGGAAGGAGAUGAUCUGUUUGUUAUUCCUGAACAGGAGCUAACAAUCCGAGAAUCAAUAGGGAAGGGAGAAUUUUGUGAAGUAAUGCUUGGGAAGUGGAAAAGCAAUAAAGUAGCCGUUAAAGUAUUAAAAGAUUCGAGUGAAGCUGAGGCAAUAUUAAUGAAGUCUCUGCACCACGAACACUUAGUCAAUUUACUUGGAAUAGUCAGAAAAAAGGAACAAAUCUACUUAGUCACAGAAUAUAUGAGUAAAGGAAGUCUAGUAGAUUACUUAAGGUCCAGAGGGAGGCAACACGUCACCAAAAAAGAUCAAAUCAAUUUUGCCUUUGAUACCAGUUCUGGAAUGGAAUAUUUGGAAAGAAUGCACGUAGUGCACAGAGACUUGGCGGCCAGAAACGUACUGAUAGCAGAAAAUGGAAGAGCCAAAGUAUCUGAUUUUGGAUUGGCUAGAAAUGAAAAGAACGCUACUUCCGAGUCAGCUAAAUUGCCAAUUAAGUGGACUGCACCUGAAGCUCUCAAGCAAAACAAAUUCUCUAACAAAUCUGAUAUGUGGAGUUUUGGUAUACUUUUAUGGGAAAUAUAUUCAUUUGGAAGGGUACCCUAUCCUAGGAUACCCUUGGCCGAUGUGGUGAAACAUGUGGAAAAAGGAUAUAAAAUGGAAGCCCCAGAAGGAUGUCCCCCAGAAGUGUAUGAAACUAUGAGACAGGCAUGGGAUUUAAAUCCAGAUAAGAGACCAUAUUUUCAUGAAGUCAAAGCAAGACUUGGAAACUUAAAACAACAGACUACAUUGUGAAAGAAAUUAUCUAAUAUAUAUAUACUGAGUAGUGUUUGUAGCGUGGAUGUGGUAUGCAUAAAUAUUAUAUGCAAACUUACUAUAAAAUAAUUUUGUCAUUUUUCACUUAUCACCAUUUUUAUUAACAAAGUCAUUAAUCUUCAAUAUUUUGAAACGCGGGAUUGUAAAUCUUAUUAUUUAGCUUGAGUCUAAAGUAGUAUUGAUCAUACAUUCCAAUUGUAGUUUUUAUAUAAAAAUAUGUAUCUCCCAAAGAACACUCAAAACUUGAAACAAAUAUAACAUACUAAUGUAUUGAUAACCCUGAACGUCUCCUAACCAUGAUUUGUCCAUAUAUGACAGGCAGUGGUGAUGAAAAGUUGUGAAUUAUUCAAUCUUCAAAUCAAAGGCGCAGUGAGGAGCCUUUUUUAUCCUGUUUAAAAUCACCCCCCAGUCUUCGGCCGUCCUCCACCCCAGGGUGACACCUAAGGCUAGUAUGAGCAAGAAUGGGGACAAGCAUCAUCCUCCUUCAAUCCUAACCACAGGCUGUGUCGCGUGGACUAAACACUACAGGGACUUCGUCAACUGUCUCCCUUUCACUCACUGCACCCCUCCAGUCGCCCCUCCGUUACAUCCUUCCUCUCAAUCCUUGCCAACGACCAGACAACCAACACACUCUCCUCUCCUUAGUGGCCAGAACCGCGCCAACAAAUCCCGCAUUCAUCUUCGCUCUUUCCGCUACCCAUCUAGGACAAUGGAACAGAGUGUGCGUCACAGUGUCCACCUCUCGGCAGUAUAGACACCGUAGACAUUGUCAGCCGCUUUCCCGAACCUCAGGUAGGUCCGGAAACAUCCAUGGCCUGUGAGCACCUGCCCACAUUCCAGCCACCGUCAGUGUGCCACAUUGUGCACCCCUUCCCACUCUCGCUGCCACUUCUCGAUAGUAGUGGCCCUUUCCGCACUUCUUAUUUUUCCAUCCACGUUUCCACGCACAUAUAACCUAUGCCUCUCUCCCGCGACAAAUGUGUGAGCAUCACACCAGUAAUAACAUAGAGAGCAGCUGUAGGCGCGGUGCGGUAUGCGCAUACCGUACGGAU
This is a messenger RNA of Diabrotica balteata, 2540 nucleotides long. The record is from the annotation of a GenBank genome assembly. NCBI's taxonomy places the organism in Eukaryota, Metazoa, Arthropoda, Insecta, Coleoptera, Chrysomelidae.